UUCGUUAUUUAUGUACCCUUUCUAUGAUUUUCGGUUUGGGUUCAAUCGAUUUUUUGCCUUUCUUUUAUUUUUUCUUUGGGUGCAAUAGUAAUGGCAGACCGUCUUCCGCCGGGUUGGGAGAAACACACAAGUCGAUCUUCGGGAAGAGAUUAUUACCUCAACACUUACACAAAGGAAAGCCAGUGGGACCCACCGACCUCACCCGCUAAACCUGCCAGCAUGGACAAAGUACAGGCAUCACACUUGCUUGUGAAACACAGGGAGUCUAGACGUCCAUCGUCCUGGCGCAAUGAAAACAUCACCAUCACCAAGGAAGAAGCUCUUAAGACUUUACUCAAAUUCCGUAAUCAGAUCGUCUCGGGCGAAAAGACGUUUGAAGAGCUUGCCUCCAAGUACAGCGACUGUAGCUCGGCCCAGAGGGGCGGAGACCUGGGACCAUUCGGGCGCGGGCAGAUGCAGAAGCCCUUCGAAGACGCCACUUACGCUUUGAAGGUUGGAGAGCUGAGUGAGCCCGUCUGGACGGACUCUGGCGUGCACAUAAUCAAACGAACUGCUUAGUUUGAAUUGAUUUUAAAUUAUUGUUUGAAGGACUUUUCAUAGUGCCGCACUCAAUCAAACAAACUGCCUAGUUUGAAUUGCUUUCUAAUUAUGAAAGACUUAUCAUGUUGUCAAAUGUUGUAUAGUAGCUUGACUUGAAAUAAUGUGGAACUUGAUUUAUUAUGAAUACUUUAUUGUUGCUUUUUAAGUAUUAAGAAACUUUCAUAGUAGAAAAUGUUUUAUUUUCUCUUGAUUUUGUUAACUAAGAAAGUUUCAACCUGUCAAAUGUUUUAUUUUGGCUUUAAAAUUAUGAUACAUUUUCAUAUUGUCAAUGUAUUAUUUUGGCUCGAUUAUAUCACUUUUGUAUUUAUAGGAACUUUAGUAUAAAGAACUUUAUAAGGCAUUUGGGCAUGUUCGUUGGAUGGUUAUCGCUGAAACUAUUGUUUGAAGUAAUAAUACAUCUUUUGCCAAUACAUAUUUUACUAUUUCCCCUAUAAUUAUUAUGUUCAGAAUCCAUUUCUGUAAAAUGUUGUUUUGCAUUCUUUUGAAGUUGUUACUUUUAUGUUUGAAUUUAUAAUCAUGUGAUUGACAAUAGUGUUCAAACAUCAAAGUCCAGCACCAACACUGGCUUGUUAACAUGCUGGUGUAUUGAAUAAAUGACAGCAUUAUGCCAUAACUGCCCUAUUUAUACCCAACUUUUUGGAUGGGCAAUUUAUUAUAAAAGGCAGGUCAGAAGUUGGCCAAGCAGGAAUAGCCAGGUGUAAGAAUCUCCAUCACUGAGCUUAAUAUAAUUUAACAUUUAUUUUAUUACAAGGAAUCAUCAUUCGCACAUUUUGUUAUCAAUGUUGUAUAUAAUAUUAGUAGUAUUCUAACGUUUUAGCCAUUUCAUUCCGCAUGCUAAUUAUAACUUUUUCAAACGCCAAAUAAACAAUCCAUCAAAAAUAGAAUCAUGUGUACUUGACAUCUUCAAAAGACAAGUAGUCUUUUUCUUUUCAUUGUUCAUAUCAAAACUUGAAUAAAUCUGGAAAUAUC
Messenger RNA from Dreissena polymorpha, 1569 nucleotides. RefSeq lists its product as uncharacterized. The record is from RefSeq and is a predicted model, not a curated record. The transcript is spliced from 3 exons. Bases 91 to 558 code for a protein of 155 amino acids. Gene Ontology annotation, molecular function: protein binding; peptidyl-prolyl cis-trans isomerase activity. Lineage: Eukaryota; Metazoa; Mollusca; Bivalvia; Myida; Dreissenidae. Gene Ontology annotation, cellular component: cytosol; nucleus.